CCCUCUUACAGAUUUUGCCUCUUUUCUGCGUGUGCGCGUUAUUGUUCGCGCGCUCUCGCUCUUUUUAAGUGUUAUGGGUCGGGGGCGCGCCUUGCCAUGCCGCGCAGUGUGAAAAAGAAGGAGGCGGUGGUGCAUUUUCUUGUGAGGGAGGAUAAUGAUUUGUAUGUGACUAAAGGAGCUCACUGACACACCAGGUGGUGGAAAGGUCCAACAGCGGAGGGAUAUUACUAAGGAGAAGCAAAGAGGAACCAACGAGUGACAGAGCUCAGCUUUUUGGAUGCAUUGUGGAACAUCAGUAAUUAUAAAAUGAAGAAGAAUCCACCAAACCGAAGAGGUAUUAGCUUUGAAAUCGGGGCCCAGUUGGAAGCACGCGACAGGCUGAAAAAAUGGUAUGCUGCUCACAUUGAGGAAAUAGACUAUGAAGAAGGAAAAGUGCUGAUUCAUUUUAAGCGCUGGAAUCACCGCUACGAUGAAUGGUUUUGCUGGGAUAGUCCUUAUCUGCGUCCUUUAGAGAAGAUCCAGUUAAGACGAGAAGGCUUGGUCGAAGAGGAGCCACACGCGGCGUUUCGUGUUAAUGAACAAGUGUUGGCUUGCUGGUCUGACUGCAGGUUUUAUCCAGCGAAAAUAAUAUCUGCUAACAAGGAUGGUACAUACACUGUGAAAUUCUUUGAUGGUGUUGUGCAGACUGUCAAAAAUAUUCAUGUCAAAGCCUUUUCCAAAGACCAGGAAAAUGGUCCCCGUCCAAAGACAAAGGAAAAGUGCAGGGAAGGCACUUCCCCAUCUGACAGAUAUAGGGCGAAGUUUAAGGAACAGAGAAAAUCAUCAGAGAACACUAACCCAGACAAAGAGAAAUCUGUAGCCCCCGAAAAGAAGUCAUCCCAGCUAGAAAAAGAAAAGAAUCCUAUAGUCAGUGAGAAAAUAAAGAUCCCAGAAAAAAAUGCAGUAAAGAACGAGAAGGAAGACAAAGAAAACAUAUCGGAGAAUGAGAGGGAGUCUUCUGUGGAUUGUCGCCAGGAAGAAAGGAGCACCUCAAGUGAAACCUUGAGAACGCCACUUGAAAAUGGGGAAAGAAGAAAAAGACGUGAUAGGGCAACCACAGCACCACCUUCUGAUUCUGUUUCACAAACAUUGCAAUCGGUAACGCUGGAACUAAGGCGUCGUAAAAUAUCAAUCGGAUCGGAAAUACCCACAAAGAGAUCCCGACUAGAUAAAAGCACAAAAAAGAGUGUUCCUGUAAGUGAAACUGUGAAAGUUGAGAAUGGUUUGCCAGAAGAACAGCACCCUGAGACUAAGGAGAUCUGCGUGUCCGAGGAUACUUUAUCACCCCUAAGUUUGUCAUCAUGUGACAGUCAGGAGAAACCAAUGGGAAACAAGGAAACGGCACCACUAAUUGUAGAAGAGGGCACCUCACAAGAACCCAAAGAAACUUCCAUGGAAACACAGGAAGUCUGUACAGAGAGCUUUACAUCAUCUAACCCAGAACAUAUUGAACUAAAGACGGAGACGGAUGACAUUGUGGAGCCCAUUAUUACCGAUGUCCCUUCCUCUACACCGGAUAGGAAAGCAGAAGAAAACCAUAGCACAGAGAAAAAGCAGAUUCUAGAAGUGCCAUCUGUACAAGCUCCGAUGAGGCGGAUUCCUCGCUCUGACAGUUCUGCUAAGUACAGCAGAGAACCUUUAACACAUGCACUGAAGAAAUCCGAUGAUCCAGCUCCCAAAGCUGUGACCAUGGAACUGGAUCCCAACAGGUUUAAGUGCAAGUUUUUGGAUUGCUCAAAAUCUUUUCGCAAAGCAAAACUGCUGCACUACCAUAUGAAGUAUUUCCAUGGGAUUGAGAAGGCAGAGCAGGAUCAGAGCCUUGUGACCAGACAUAUGCAGACAAGAGGUUCUUUAGCUCAUGAAAAGUCCAGCCAAGAAACUCCAAAGAGGAGACGGACCACCUCUGGUUCUAUGCACACUGCUCUUCAGAUAUCAUUACGGAGUUCACCCCAGGAUGGCAAAGGGGAGAGGUUAGGAGAAAAGAGAAGACAUUCGAUGCAUGCCUCUUAUACUUCAAACUCUUACCGUCCUUCCCUCAAAGAGAAGAGCAAGGAGAAUCAGAUCCAGAAAACACACAGCAAAUCUGACAAACCACCAGAGAGUGUUAAAGACAGAGAAAAGAUGAGAGAGAAACUUAAGGAUUCAUUGAAUCUAAAGGCUAAAAAGAAAAAAAAGAAGAAAAAGAAAGGCAAGUUAGAGAUCUCUGGUAGUGAAGAAAACCUUGAUAUAUCUAAAGAGCUGUCUCCCAAAAAAACACAAGUUAUCCAACAGAAUCCUGAUUUUAAGCCAUCCUGUCAAGUGAAAAGUGCACCACUGAGAAGCACAGAUCAUGGCCGAAGAAAAGACACAGGAAGCAUAAGUGAUGAGGAUACUUUGAGUGAUUCCUGCACUGAAAGUUUGCUUUGGAGCGAUGAUGAUGACUACAACGAAGAGAUUGAUGUGACCAAUGCUGAUGAAGAACUAGAGGAAGAGCCUGGAGAUUGUGAAAUAGUGAGGUGCAUGUGUGAGGUGCAAGAUGAGAAUGAUUUUAUGAUUCAGUGUGAAGAAUGCCUUUGCUGGCAGCAUGGUGUCUGCAUGGGUCUAUUAGAAGAGAACGUUCCUGAGAAAUACAAAUGUUAUAUUUGCCAGGAUCCACCAGGUCAGAGGCUGAGUCUGAAGUAUUGGUAUGACAAGGACUGGCUGGACAAGGGACAUAUGCAUGGCUUGUCAUGUCUGGAGGAAAACUACUCUCAUCAGAAUGCAAGGAAAAUUGUGGCUACACAUCAGCUUCUAGGGGAUGUACAGCGAGUGAUUGAGGUUCUGCAUGGACUGCAGUUGAAGAUGAGUAUCUUACAAAGCAAAGAGCAUCCAGAUCUGAAAUUCUGGGGCCAACCUUGGAAACAGCAAGCAGUGAAUGACAAAUGUUACAUCAAGCGCAGCUUGGAGGAAAACGUGUGCAAAGGUGACUCCACAAAUCACAGGACUUACAACGGUGCCAUGGACAGGCCCUCCCCCAUUCCUUCUGUGGAGGAAUCUUACAUCACAAGCGAACACUGUUACCAAAAACCUAGGACCUAUUACCCUGCAGUAGAACAGAGACUGGUUGUGGAAACACGCAGUUCGGCGUUGGAUGGCGGAGUGGAGCGAAUACGGCAGAACAGGGAAGACUCAAUUGCUGAGAGACUUGGGUGGGAGUUGGACAGGGAGCUAAUAAAAACUGAGAGUGAAUCAAAGCAUAAUUACUGUAAGCAGGUAAGAGAAUGCCUGUCCAAGAGGAACCCUCCUCAAGAAGCCACGCAUCCUCAGCCGAUUGAUAUUAGCGACGAUGGGGUCAGCUCACAGAUACAGUGGCAACUCAACUUACUGGCACAUUUGGAGUCUCUGCAGGAUGAAGUCACUCACCGGAUGGAUUUCAUUGAGAAGGAACUUGACGUGCUAGAGAGUUUCUUGGACUACACAGGAGAACUAGAGCCUCCGGAACCCCUUGCACGGCUUCCUCAGCUCAAACAUCGGAUCAAACAGCUCCUGAUGGACCUUGGCAAAGUGGAGCAAAUAGCUCUCUACUGCUCAACAUGAGGAACAUACAAUGUGGAUCUUGGCUGGUCCUCUGUAAGACUGUACAGGGCUCUGGCAUUACAGAGCUUGGCAAAGGCAUGCAAACUGCAUGUGCUGCGGACAGACUGCAGGGCUGAACAAGGACAUGAUCGGCCUCAAAGCAAAGACACUCUGUUGUUAUACUUUCAUAAUGACGAGUAUUUUCCAAAAAAAAAAAUGUAGUGCUGAGGCUUGGGUCUUUCCGUUUUCGCGCCUUUGUUGCCAUGAUUUGUUAGCCGCUUAUUUUGUAGCGUCUCUUUUGUAGCUUCUUCAGUCUUUCAAUGCCAGUAGGGGGCAUUGUAGUUCCCUGGCACAGAAAGUGGUUGUUAUUUUUGCUCUUAAAAUUGUGUUUGUUCUAAUGAGAAUUUUUUUUUCUUUGAAAUGUGACUUGAAAUGUUGCCACUAAGGACAGUCCUGAUAGCAAAAAAAAUAUGCAUUGUGGAGACUAUCUGCAAAUUGUUCUGCUGUUUUAUUUAAGUGUUUGCUGGAUUCUCUCUUCCUUUUCAAUACAUAUAGAGCAGUAUUUAAUCAUCAAGAACUGUCAUGUUAUCCCCGUGAGAAAUGUUCUACUUUUCCAUUGUAUUCUGUUGCCGCUGUGUUUGUAGCUAUUCUGUUCUGGGCUUUUUUUUUUUUUUGGCUUGUUGUACUUGCGGUAAUGGUACACUGACGCUGUACGGUUUAUCUUAAUGGCUACGGCAUGAUAUGUAGAGAAUGAUCUACAACAUAACUUUUUGUAUACUUAAUUUCUAGUAAAUUAUGGCCAAUCUGUGCCUACAGAGCAAGGGAAAAUGAAAUGUAUGCUUUUGAAUUUGAUAUUUAAUAUGGCGGUCAUUCCUAUGUUUAAAUACUAAUCUUUUUCAAAACGAUGAUGUGCUUAUCAUAGAAAAAGAGGUACUUAGUUCCCCUACAGUGUGAACCUCAGAAAUCAGAUCUGAUGCUUAUCAUAUUAUCAUUCCAGGAACUACAUGAGACUUUCCACUAUGACUUUAUACACAUGGCCUUUGCCAAGAAAGCCACUGGAUUUCAAUCUGCCAUGUCCUUAAGGAUGUCGCACACACAAUCAUGGUGUAACAAAGAGAAAUAUACAGUAUGUAUUUGACCUUUUACUGUCAAAGUGGUCUACAACAGAAGACUUCACGGGCCCGGUAGUAGAAGUGAAAUCCGUAGGGCUUUAGAAAGUUUUGUUAAUUUUUUUUUAUAGUGAGGAAUGAGAAUGCUGCUUGCUAAAAUUCUGCUAGUAAUGAUUCAUUUUUUUUUUUUUUUUUUUUCAAUCCCAUAAAUGCGGUUGGGCUGCACUUGUAUUUUUAAUGCACUAUAGAGAUGCCCCGGCAUCUUCCCACUGUCUUUAGGCAAACAUUUAUUCUGUUUCUUUUUUUUACUGUUUUGUUUUAAAGGCCAGAAACACCAGAAAAUUAAAAUGUCUUCUGUGCACUUACAUGUGACACUCACCUAGUGAGUAUAUAAUGUCUGAAGAUACCACAGCUGAUCUACCAGAUAGAAAUUAUAGAUAUUCCAUUUCAAAUGAAUACUUUUUCGGUUUUUGGUGUUAUUGAUACUUUUCUACAUUUUUUUUGUUUUGGUUUUUUUUUUCCUAAUCUACAAACAUUACAGUCCACACAAAAUAUAAUAUUGGCGGCCCAGUAAAUGAUUGCCUGUAUCAGUAAAAUUUUCAACUUCAUUAUUGUCCUUUUGUUCCCUUAUAAAAUUAUUUUGGUUACCAUUCAGUAUGGUAUCAAGGAGAACCACUGAAUUUGCCAUCGAAAUUAAAAAACAAGUCUUUAUUGGGAGAGGGUUUUUUUCUUUAAGGAACCAUUCUUAAAAUAAAAGAAAAAUUGGGUAAAAGA
Xenopus laevis (African clawed frog) is the source of this 5456-nucleotide messenger RNA. RefSeq names its product PHD finger protein 20 L homeolog (gene phf20.L). Bases 307 to 3594 code for a protein of 1095 amino acids. Gene Ontology annotation, biological process: regulation of transcription by RNA polymerase II. The transcript is spliced from 20 exons. Lineage: Eukaryota; Metazoa; Chordata; Amphibia; Anura; Pipidae. The record is from RefSeq and is a predicted model, not a curated record. Gene Ontology annotation, cellular component: nucleus; MLL1 complex; NSL complex.